AUGAGGAAAGUGAUAGUUGUGGAUGCGACAUGGCUGAAGAACGGAUAUGGUGGUGUUCUAGUGUUCGCGAAAGCUCAAGAUCCUAAUCAACACGAUUAUCCACUUGCCUUUGCAGUGUUAGAUGGAGAGAAUGAUGCUAGCUGGACUUGGUUUUUCGAGAUGCUUAAGAGUGUUAUACCAGACUCUUGUGAACUGGUUUUCAUGAGUGACAUAAAUAGAAUAAUGAUCUCCGCUAUAGUAAACGUGUUUUCUCAGGCUCACCAUGGUCAUUGUUUAUGGCAUUUGAAGGAAAAUGUGAAAUUGCAUGCUUGUGGCGUCAGAAAGGAUAUAGUCGGGCAUAGAUUCAUGGAGUUGGGCAGAUAUUACACGGUGGCUGACUUCAACUCAGCUUACGAUUCGUUUAAGAUAAGCUAUCCUUCAGCCUACAAGUAUGUUGAAGAACAAACUGAAGAGGACAGAUGGGCAAGAGUUUUUUUUCAACGUGAUAGGUACAAUUUGGAUACAAGCAAUAGUGUGGAAUCAAUGAAGAACAUAAAUAAAGAGGCAACGACGUGGGCCUUGAUACCAAUGCUGGAUUGCAUCAUCGGAAAAUUCUCUGAUUGGUUCAAUCAACAUUGGAAGGAUGCUGUUUCUGGAUCAAUUGAUAGCAAACUGGUGCCUCGGGUUAAGAACUGCUUGCACGAGCUAUGGCCUGUUGCACAAAAGCUACACGUGCGGAAGAUUGAUAGUUAUGUGUUUGAGUACGAGAUCACCGACACUGAAGGAAAGAUGUUUUUGGUGAGCUUAGUUGAGAGAAGUUGUACUUGUAAGGUGUGGGAUUAUGAAAAGUUUUCUUGUCUUCACGGACUGGCUGCUUACAUAUCGUUGGCAGCCACAUUCAUAUCCAUGAGCUGUGCUCAGAAUACUACUGGGACGGAACUUGGGCACUUGCAUAUUCUAGGACACUUUAUGUUGUGCCCGACAAGUCUUCUUGGAAUGUACCGGAUUACAUCAGGGAGGUGA
Raphanus sativus (radish) is the source of this 1002-nucleotide messenger RNA. RefSeq lists its product as uncharacterized. The transcript has a single exon. Lineage: Eukaryota; Viridiplantae; Streptophyta; Magnoliopsida; Brassicales; Brassicaceae. The record is from RefSeq and is a predicted model, not a curated record. The coding region runs from base 1 to 1002 and encodes 333 amino acids. Gene Ontology annotation, molecular function: zinc ion binding.